UGCCACAACAGGUGGAUCGAAUUUGCAGGUGACAGAACUUUCUGAAGAAGAGACGUCGUCGAACAGUUUACCAGAACUUCUAAACGCCAGUACUUGAAAGAUUGCUGCAAACUCGAACCGCCAACGCCCAACAAUUUUUUCGGGGACUUCUGAACACUUGGAAGAUUGCUGCUAACUCCAACCAGCACCAGAGGAAGCUACAGGAUGGGGAGUACCACCUCAAAAGAAGUAGAGAAGAAACCACUGGACGUGUCUGAUGUAGACGACUCACAGGACAAGGAGUUUGGAAACUAUGACUUCCCGUUCGAGAACUUGGUGAUAGAGGGAGGAGGGGCCAGAGGAGUGGCGUAUGUUGGGGCUCUGCGGGUCCUAGAGUCCGCCGGAAUCCUCCAGAACAUCAAAAGAGUUGCCGGUGUGAGUGCGGGAGCCAUCACUGCGACGUUCGUGGCGCUGGGACUCAGCUGUGCGGAUGUGGCACAGCAGGCUGAGGUGGACAUGGGCAAGAUCCUCAUUUCUGGAGGAUACCUGAAAACCCUGAUGAAGCCCCUCAACCUGUACAGACGGUAUGGGUGGGAGACAGGUGACGGGUUCUACAAGUUCUUUGGAGGCAUCCUUGAGAAGUUCACACGUAAGGAUGGCAAGCCUGGGAACCCAGAUGUCACCUUCAAACAGCUGUACAACAUGAGUGGGAUAGAACUCUGCAUUGUGGUGACGAACUUGGACCAGAUGACAGAAGAAUACUGUCACGUCAAAACCACCCCGAACCUCCCCAUCCGCAAGGCUGUCAGGAUGUCCAUGUCUAUUCCAGGACUGUUCCAGCCAGUGCUGACUGCCUACCACGGAGCAAAGGCGUUCUACGUCGAUGGAGGCGUAAUCUGUAACUAUCCACUCCACUCUUUUGAUGGUUGGUGGCUAUCCAUGGAGAAUGAAGAUUCGUUGUUUAGCAGAUUGGAUGAUCUCGCCCAUCUCAGUAAAAGCAUGCAUCGUUCCAACCGCUUCGAGCCCGUCAACCAGAAAACGAUCGGACUCAUGUUGUACUCUGACGACGACAUUGAGCAGCAUCAGCAAGUUCUCUCUGACCGUCUGACGCAGGCGGAAAGACUGUAUGAAAAGAAACGUCCUGAUACUGAGGCAGCAAGGUCGUACGAAGACAAGAGGACUAUUGAAACAGUCAAAGCCAUGGAGAACAGGAAGAAGAUUCGGAACCUCAUCGACAAACUUCUGACCAGUCUGAAGGGCCAAAACAUAGAGGACACCUCGACUAUCAGUAGGGAGGAACUGCACAGGGCUUUUCUGGAGGCAGGGGAAAACUCUCUGACUGACAAAGAAAAGAAGAAACUCUUCGGGGUGGAAUAUGCAUACAACGUAGACCAACUCUUUGAUCAAAUGGACGCUGACAAAGACGGGAAGCUGACCUUCCAAGAGAUUCACCACUUCUUCACCAAUAGAGGAUUCAGCUGGCUGACACAAGGCAUGGAAAGCAAGAGAGAGCACGUGUCUACUCUCACGGACUACACCCUGAAGUACAUGGAUCUGCUCGGCGUUCUCGGAAAGAAAAUAUACCGCAAGGUUGAUGACAUGGAUAGGACCAUUGGAGUGGAUAGUGACUACGUGAAGACAACAGAUUUUCAGCUGGAGGACGAGGAUAAGAUGUUCCUUUUCAAGAGAGGAGCCACCGGUGCUCGAGCCUUCCUGCGGACAUAUAUCGCAAAGAACGAUCUGAAACCUGCAAGGAACCUUCAAGACUGUGUGCCGUCAUCUCAACUGCUUGAAAAAGUCCCUGUGCCCGAAACACCGUCUACUAAUAACGCUAUCUAAGUUUUAAUUGAAGCGUAUAUGGCCAAUAAUGUCGUCGGUAUGGUUAUGGAGAAAGACGUACAUCGCAAAGAAUGAUCUGAAGCCUGCGCGAAACGCCGCCAAACGCCACAAGAAGAGCCUACAACGCUACGUGCUGUUUUCUAAACGGCUUAAAAAAGACCAUUAGCCCGAAAGCUCAUCUAUAAACGAUAUCUAAGUUUACAUUGAAGCGUAUAUGACCUAGAAUGUCAUGUUUUUUUGUGUGUUAACUGGUAACGAAAAUGACUUUCUUAGAGGUAAUUUUAACCGCUAAAAGACGUCAUGUUUUACAUCACUAAGACAUCUUAGACGUAGAUUUGGUUUGGUUCUUAUUUAAAAUCAUAAUUGCCAGGGGGGCAAGAUCGCUGUGUUACACCGUUUUUUUUUCUUUUGCAAAACAAAGUUUUUAGACAAUUUUAGAAUAUAUUGUACCACCUUUCCGUGAUUACUGGUGAUAAGGAUGUCAUCCAUAUAAUCAAAUCAACAUGGCCUUACAAGAACUUGACUCAAAAUAACGCAUGAAUCAUAUGAAGUUUUGUACACUUAAUUCUUUAUUCAUCCACGCAUAGGCACAUUAAUCACUACUUCACAUUAUGUAUGUACAACACAACAAUAAACAAAUGUUUACUCUAUAUAUGACAACUGAACAUAAAGUCACUGUAAACAUAUUUACAUUUACUAUACAAUAUUACAUGCAACAUCUAUACCAUUGUAAGAAGUUCUGGAGUAAUAGUACACAGCAAAUACUAUACAGGCGAAAAAAAACGAAAGUUUUAUAGUUAAAUGUUCGUUAUUAAGUCAUGUACAGUGCUUGGAAUGUUCGAAGUAUGCCUUUAUGAUGUUAUAUAUUUACUUACCACUUAUAAAAUCGUGACAAUCAUUUUCAAUAUCAUUAUAUAUAGUUAUGUAAUCAAAGCAUGGUGUACGCAAAGUUUUUGAAUUAAAAUUGAUUAAUCUGUUUUUGUA
Molecule: messenger RNA, 2802 nt
Organism: Branchiostoma floridae (Florida lancelet)
Lineage: Eukaryota; Metazoa; Chordata; Leptocardii; Amphioxiformes; Branchiostomatidae
Exons: 13
Coding region: 205-1818 (537 amino acids)
Biological process (GO): lipid metabolic process
Molecular function (GO): calcium ion binding
Source: RefSeq, a predicted model, not a curated record